Messenger RNA from Cetraspora pellucida, 1070 nucleotides. The record is from the annotation of a GenBank genome assembly. NCBI's taxonomy places the organism in Eukaryota, Fungi, Glomeromycota, Glomeromycetes, Diversisporales, Gigasporaceae.
UAUCUUAUUCCAAAUUUAUGAAAGGAGAACAAGAUCAGAUUUUCUGGCUUGAAGAUGUCAAGAAGGCUUUUGAAGCUAAUCAUAUUGAUAACAUUAGGAAAAUUCCUGUGAUUGUUCCUAAAUUGAAAGAAUUGACUUCCACUUGGUGGUUUGCCCAACUUACACAAAGAAAACAACUUCCUGGAGAAAGUGUCAAUUCUUACUAUGUGGCAGUAGAGAAAAUGAUUCGUAGAGUCAAGGCUGAGACUGUCUCUUCUUUUAUUCCAAAUACACUACAAGUUGUAUAUGAAAGAGCAAAAGCAUUUGAAAACACUUAUAAACAGAACCCCACAUAUGCAGCUUUUUUAGAACAAACUCCUGAAUACCCUUUACAAGUUACUCAAUAUCAAAAUAACCUAGUCUCACCUCUUAUAUCUGUUUUCAAUGGAACUAAUGUUGCGAUCAAUAAGCUUACUGAGGCUGUGAAUAAAAUAAACAAUCAAACCAAAACUAUAGAAGAACAACAUUUUUACUUUGGGAUCAGAGAAGAAGACUCUUCCAUUUUCAUCCUUGCAGAAGUCCAAGAAAAAGUUAUUCCUUUAAUUGUAGAUAGUGGAUCCUCUGGAAGUGUUAUAUCCUCCUAUUUAUUAAAAGCAUUAGAAGUUAAAAUUGAUAGACCUUCUACAAUAAAUAUGAUAAUGUCCAUGAAAAAUGUAAAAGGCUUCUAUAAUGUGCUUGUGGGAAAUAAUUGGUUUUUUCAAGUAAAUGCCUUGAUUGAUUGGGAUGCUUCUGAGUUGACUCUUACUUGGGAAGGAAAAGAAGUCAUAAUAUCUGUAGAAUUUAGAAAAGUAACCCCAAAAUCCCUUGAAGCUAACAGAUCUAUAAAAAUAGAGCAGAAAGUAAUUGAGAUUGAGGAAAAUGAUGAAAUAAAGGAAGAAGAAUCAGAAGACGAAAAGGAGUUCGAAGAGGAAGAAUUAGAAGAUAGGAUUUACAAAUUUUCUGAAUUAGAGGAGGAAGAUGAAAGUUUUGAAGAUGAUAAUAUGUAUUCUAAAAAUGCACUUAGAAAUAACCUAGGAGCAGAAGAAGCCUAA